Leucoraja erinaceus (little skate) is the source of this 3885-nucleotide messenger RNA. Its product is annotated as interferon-induced protein with tetratricopeptide repeats 5-like. Gene Ontology annotation, biological process: defense response to virus. Bases 947 to 2380 code for a protein of 477 amino acids. The record is from RefSeq and is a predicted model, not a curated record. NCBI's taxonomy places the organism in Eukaryota, Metazoa, Chordata, Chondrichthyes, Rajiformes, Rajidae. Gene Ontology annotation, molecular function: protein binding. The transcript has a single exon. Gene Ontology annotation, cellular component: cytosol.
ACAUGAUUUGGAAAGGCACACACCUGUCUAUAUAAGGUCCUGCAGUUGACAGUGCAUGUCAAAGCAAAACCCGCCAUAAAGACAAAUGAAUUGUCCGUAGACCUCCGAGACAAGAUUGUGUCGAGUCACAGAUCAGGGGAAGAGUAUAAAACAAUUGCUGCAGCAGUGCAGGUCCCGGAGAGCACAGUGGCCUCCGUCAUUCGUAAAUGGAAGAACUUUGGAACCACCAGGACUCUUCAUAGAGCGGGCCGCCCGGACAAACUGAGCAAUCGGGGGAGAAGGGCCUUGGUCAGGGAGAUGACUAAGAACCCAAUGGUCACUCAGACAGAACUCCAGAGUUCCUCUGUGGAGAUGGGAGAACUUACCAGAAGGACAACUAUAUCUGCAGCACUCCACCAGGAGUGGUUUCAUGACAUGUCUGCGAAAGUCCUUGAGUGGCCCAGCCAGAGCACAGACUUGAACCCGAUCUAACAUCUCUGGAGGGACCUGAAAAUAGCUGUGCAUUGAUGCCCCUGAGAGAGCUUGAUAGGAUCUGCAGAGAAGAAUAAUAAAAUUUACCCAAAUACAAGUGUGCCAAGCUUGUAGCGUCAUACCCAAGAAGACAUGAAGGCUGUAAUCGCAGCCAAAGGAACAUUAACAAAGCACUAAGUAAAGGGUCUGAAUACUUAUGUAAAUGUGAUAUUUCAGUCAUUUCUUUCUAAUUACUUUGCAAAUAUUUCUAAACACCUGUUUUCGCUUAUUUAUUACAGGGUUUUGUGUGAUGAUUGAUGGUAAAAAAUAAUAAUUUAAUCCAUUUUAUAAUAAGGCUGUAACGUAACAAAAUGUGGAAAAAGUGAAGGGGUCUGAAUACUUUCUGAAUGCACUAUAUUUGUGAGAUUGAGGGACAGACCUGCUUCACGUGGUCUGACAUGGAAUUUGAUGAAUUUUCUUCUCUUGCAGCAGCAGAAUGGGAGAUUUGUUGAAAGAGAAGCUCGAUCAGCUUCAGUGUCACUUCACGUGGAGCCCACAGAAGGAGACCAUUGACCUGGAUGAUAUGGUGUACAGAUUACAAGAUGCCAUAAUCUUUGCAGAUAAAUAUCAAGCCGCAUCCUACAACCAACUCGCUUUUGUAAACUGCCUGCAAGGCAACAGUGAGGAAGCUAUUCAAAACUUACAGGAAGCUGAAAAGAUUCUGAGGGAGAACCACAAAGAUGCAUUUGAAAGAAACAGCAUCAUCACCUAUGGAAACUAUGCCUGGGUGCAUUACCACAUGGGACAACUGGACAAGGCCCAGUCCUACCUCGACAAGCUGGAGAUGAUCUGUAAACCGCUCACUGAUGGUCCUCUCUAUACAGCAAUGAUACCUGAAGUGUAUGGGGAGAAGGGGUGGUCAUUGUUGAGAUCGGCAUCUCAAUACUAUGAGGAGGCUAUGAAAUGUUUUGAGAAAGCUCUGGAGGAAGAUCCCAAUAACACGGUGUGGAUCAUGGGCAAAGCAACUGUUCUGUUCCGUCUGGAAUCAUAUUCUGGAACCCCAGAGAGUCAUGAAUGGAGUCAGUCAGUGAAGUAUCUGCAGCGUGUACUGGAGCUAGAUCCAGAUGAUUCAAUGGCCAUGGUGCUGCUGGCCUUAAAAUUGCAAGGAUUCAGUAAAAGUGAAGAAGCAAAUAAAUUAGUUGAGCAAGCAUUGCAGAAGUCCAGUAAGGAUCCAUAUGUGCUUCGAUAUUCGGCAAAUUUUUACAGAGAGGAAGGAGCAGUGGAGAAAGCAAUCAAUCUAUUCAAGCAAGCGUUAGAAUUAAUUCCACACUCGUGCUUCUUACACCACCAAAUUGGAAUAUGUUAUAAAAUUGAACUGAACAUGCUUGGUGAUAGAAAUCCUCACAGACCCGCAACUCAGCAGCAAACUGAGUUGAUCAGUCAAUGUAAAUAUCGCUUUGGAAAAGCCUCUGAGUGCCGUCCAAGGUCAGCUAUUAGACCAAUGCUGGACUUAGCAGAUAUUUACAUAAUAGAUGGAGAGUAUUCUAAGGCAGAGGAGAUCUACAAUAAUCUGAUGAAAUUGGAGGACAACCGUCCAGAAAACAUACAGCAGAUAUGUUUACGGGCUGGGUCAUUUGAACUGUAUCAGAAAGGAUCGGAAUCAAGUGCCAUCAGCCUAUUUCUGAAAGGGGUGAAGAUUGAAUAUGAUUCAAAAGAUCGGAAAAAGUGUAAGAAAAAAUUGGAGAAGUGGGCAGAUAAAAAGCUUUGCUAUGCUCCACAUGACAGCAAAGCUCUUGGUGUGAGAGGGUUACUGUAUCAGCUGGAUGGGAACAAGUCCAAGGCUAUUGAAUACUUUGAAAAUGCCUUGGGGAUGGAUCAUGAGAAUGAAGAAUAUCUGAAUGCUCUUUCAGAAUUGCGUCAUAGUCAUUGAGCACCACAAGGAUGCUUAUAAUAUGCACCGAUUUCAUCUGAUCUAAGGAUAGUCAAGUCAACUUUAUUUCUAUUGCACACUUAAAAACAACUCUCGUUGACCAAAGUGCUUUACAGCAGUGCAGGUACUAAUGUGCUACAUACAGUGGUACAGAGAUCUAAAAAUACCUACAUAAAUACAUAUGUACAGCGCUCCCACAGAGGACGCUUGUGAGAGAAAUAAGUUUUAAGUCUAAACUUAAAAGAGUUGAUGGAGCGGGCAGUUCUGCUGGGAAGAGGGAUGCUGUUCCAUAGUCUAGGUGCUGCAACCACAAAAGCACGGUCGCCCCUGAGUUUAUGCCAAGACCGCGGGAUGGUCAGUAACCCCAAGUCGGCCGACAAGAGGGUCCUGGAGGUGGUAUGGUGGGUUAGCAGAUUUUUAAUGUAGGUGGGGGCAAGCCCGUUAAUGGCUUUGUAUACAUAAAGGAGGAGCUUGAAAUUGAUCCUGAACCACACUGGGAGCCAGUGGAGAGAGGCCAGAAUCGGGGUGAUGUGGUCCCGUUUUUGGGUGCCUGUUAGAAGUCUCGCUGCGGCGUUUUGGACCAACUGCAGGUGGGACAGGAAUGAUUGGCUGAUGCCAGUGUAAUCAAGGCGGGAGGAGAUAAAUGAGUGAAUGAUCUUUUCGAGGUCGUCAAAUUGGAGGAAUGGUUUUAUUUUAGCUAUCGUGCGAAGCUGGAAGAAGCUAGCUUUUACCACGGCAUUGACUUGUUUGUCAAACUUCAAUGCAGAUUCAAAUAUCACGCCAAGGUUUUUAAUGUGAGGUUUGAGUAAUGGGGUAAAGCUUCCAAGGCUGCCUGCUAUCGUUUUGAUUGAGUCUGAGGGGUGAGUAGGAUGACCUCAGAUUUGCUCUCGUUUAGUUGGAGGAAGUUCUGGGCCAUCCAACACUUUAUAUCCUCGAAGCAGUGCAUAAGGCUGAAUAGAUUUGAUCGGUUGUUGGGUUUCAAGGGGAGAUCGAGCUGUGUAUCUUCUGCAUAGCAGUGGAAGGAAAUGCCGUGCCUUUGAAUGACUUGGCCUAAGGGGAGUAUAUACAGGGAGAAGAGAAUGGGGCCCAGGAUGGAACCUUGUGGAACCCCGCAGCAAAGGCUAGCUCGGGAGGAGAAAGAGUUGCCUAUGUUUGUAGAGAAUCUCCUAUCUUUGAGGUAGGAGAGGAACCAGCUCAGUGCAGUGCCAUCAAUACCAACCCUGUACAGGAGACGGUCAAUUAGGAUGGUGUGGUCCACUGUAUCAAACACUGCGCUGAUGUCGAAAAGGAGCAGGAUUGCACAGUCACCCGAGUCAAUGGUGAGCAGUAGGUCAUUAUGUACCUUCAACAAGGCAGACUCUGUGCAGUGGUGAGCCCUGAAACCUGAUUGGAAAGUUUCCAAGAUAGUAUUUGGUGAAGGUAAGGCAUUAGUUGAUUUAGAAUUACCUUUUCAAGGACUUUUGAAAGGAAAGGCAGUUUGGAAAUAGGUCUGUGGUUGCUAGGCA